GCCGGCAAGUUAUGCUGCAUGCCAACAAAUGGCCAGGAAUCAUCAUUGGGAAAUCAAAUCCUCAGAAAUAGCAGAAUCACGAUUUGUUGAUUGCUAGAAUUGAUCGAAGGCUGAUCAAAGUUCAUCGAUAGUCAUCACAGCUAAACUUCCAGCCAAACUUAGCCUUGUAGAGGGAGAAGUAUCCUAUUGGGUAGAGGCAGGGGAUAGAAACAUGUGCAAGAUGAUAUAGCCUACAUAACUCUUUCACAGAGGAGAGCUUAGUACAGACAGCAAAGUUAGAGAGAGAAAAAUGGUAUUCAUUCAGUUAUCAUCCCUAGUCUCAGAAGUGUCGCAUGGACAGGCUUUCUUAGGUCUGUGUAGUUUACUUAUUUCCCUUAUUGUUCUUUUGCUGAUCCGACAGCUUGUGAAGCAGAGGAGACCACGAGGAUUCCCUCCUGGACCGUCACCUAUCCCUGUCAUAGGGAACAUUAUGUCUCUAGCAACAGAACCGCACGUCUUUAUGAAGAAACAGAGUGAAAUCCAUGGGCAGAUUUUCAGUCUUGAUUUGGGAGGCUACUCAGCAGUGGUUCUGAAUGGAUAUGAUGCCAUCAGAGAAUGCCUGUACCACCAGGGUGAUGUCUUUUCUGACCGGCCAUCGCUGCCUUUAUUUAUGAAAAUGACCAAAAUGGGAGGACUUCUGAAUGCUAAAUUUGGCAACGGAUGGAUUGAACAUCGUCAACUAGCCAGCAACUCCUUUCGUUACUUUGGAAGUUUUCAAAAGCCCCUCGACCAGAAGAUCCUGGAAGAGUGCAUGUUUUUUGUGGAUGCCAUCGACGAACACAAAGGGAAACCCUUUAACCCAAAGCACCUGGUGACCAAUGCUGUGUCCAACAUCACCAACCUCAUCAUCUUCGGCGAGCGUUUCACGUACGACAACUGUGACUUCCAGCACAUGAUCGAGAUCUUCAGUGAGAAUGUGGAGCUGGCCGUCAGUGGCUGGGCCUUCCUUUACAACGCCUUCCCAUGGAUCGAGUACCUCCCCUUUGGAAAGCACCAGAAGCUGUUCCGCAACGCAGCCAAGGUCUAUAACUUCCUGGAGCAGAUCAUCAGGCGCUUCUCGGAGGGCAGAGUGUGCAACUUCCCGCGCCACUACAUCGAUGACUACCUGAACAAGUUGGACAAGAGUGCUGGCAACUUGGGCACCCCAUAUUCCAGGGAGAACCUAAUCUACUCUGUGGGCGAGCUCAUCAUCGCGGGCACGGAGACCACCACCAACACCCUACGCUGGGCUAUGCUCUACAUGGCCCUCUACCCCAACAUUCAAGAGAAGGUGCAUAUGGAGCUGGACAGUGUGCUGGGAAGUGAGAAGUCCCCCUCGCUGGCGGACAAAAAGAGGAUGCCCUAUGUGGAAGCGGUGCUACAUGAGGUCCUGCGCUUCUGUAACAUCGUGCCCCUGGGCAUCUUCCGCGCCACCACUCAGGACACACUGGUGAGCGGCUACAACAUCCCCAAAGGCACCAUGGUCAUCACCAACCUGUACUCUGUGCACUUUGAUGAGAAGUACUGGUGCGACCCUGGAACCUUCUCACCACAUCGCUUCCUGGACAGCAAUGGAAACUUUGUCCGACGGGAAGCUUUCCUACCCUUCUCUCUGGGGAAGCGUCACUGUUUGGGCGAGCAUCUGGCCAGGAUGGAGAUGUUCCUGUUCUUCACCACCAUGCUGCAGCGCUUCCAUCUGCAGUUCCCCCCCGGCACAGUGCCAAGCCUCACCCCCAAACUGGGCAUGACACUGCAGCCGCUGCCUUACUCCAUCUGUGCCGUCCGCAGGCAGCAGUGACAGAUUCUCAGGAGGCACAGCCCGAAGGGGGGGGGGGGGGGGGGGGGGGGGUUUGGGGGUUUAGUCAGAACAGAACAGGGGUCUAGAGCUUGGACUCCUACCUUGUGUUUUACACAGAACUACUAGAAUUCUAAACAUCAGCUGAUGGUUGUUUCUGAGAAAUUGCAUGUUUGCACAGCACCAUUUGCAAAGUCACAGGAUCACCAGAAAUGUUACUGACGAGAUCCUGAAAUAUCAGGUGGAACUUCUCAGUAAGUUUAAUCGAGAAGAUAAGAAGUGUGAAUAUUUAAACAAUACAUGCAGAUAUAUACUAUGAAUUAACCUUGAAUUAGAAUUUACUUUUUAUCUGUGUCCUUAUAAUCAAAUGUCUCAUCUUCCCUGCGGGAUUACAUCAAUGAUUGACAGGAUGGACCUCUAUGAUGGUUCACAGCCCUGUCUUCUCUCUCACAGCCUGCCUAGAUGAGAAAUGGGAACAUUACCCACUGGGCACACACUGGUUGAAUCAUUGUUGUUUCCAUGUCAUUUCAAUGAAAUUACAUUGAACCUACGUGGAAUAGAUGUUGAAUUGAUGUCUGUUCCCAGUGGGUAGUUUCAGCUGUUUCUACAGCACAGUGAAAAUAAGUAGCAGCCAGCUUUUCCUAGAAGGCUCUGGACAUGGUGUUUAGUCUGGAUCUCUGCCAUAUCAAGCAGUCUGAACUAACAAUGAACCCGAUCUCUAGGGAUUCUUCCAUGGAAAAGCCUUCUCUCAGAAAGCUACUGCAAUAUCGGUUGAAAAUGUCUUUGUGAUGCUGUCCUUUGUGAUUUAAGUAAAUUUGACUUUUGUCUAUUAUGGUCAUACUUUGUAAUAAGAACAAUGCCGUUUUGGUACUCCACUUACCUUUUUUACAAUGUUUAUGGUGUGCCUUUCCUAAGACAUAUGUUUUAUGCAGCUUGAUCUUUUUCUUCAACAUGCUGACAGUAUUUCUCUUAAUAGGUUAUAGGAAACAUUUCUGGAGAGAAAACAUAGGUCUAUCUAAACUACAGUACAGGACUAGUCAGACAUGGACUUUUGCAGUGAGCCGGCAGAUUGUGUCCAGACUGGGUCGUCCAGGGAUACAGCCACUAUAAAUAAUCUUCAUGUGGUUGGAGCUGAGCCUGGGGGGGUGUCACCCAUUUCCUUAAGUGACCUCUCACUUCUACUCAACAGACCAAAGGGCUAGAAAAAAACCUCCAAUGCAAUGCUGUGCUGUGCAUACAUCAGACUUAGUGGGUAAUAUUUCAUAUUGAUGUAAUGGUCUCUGGCUAUUUUUGGCACCCAGCAUACCUCUAACUACUAACUGCACUUCUCAGAAAGUUAUGCUGAGGUAGACAGACUGCCAAUUCGCCUGGAUGAGCGCCUUGUUUGUGUGCGUUUGAAACUGUAACAUUGCAGUCAUUUCAGCAAACAUCACUGUUCCAACUGUGGUUGUUGGCAGGAGGAUCUAAACACUUUAAGGACAAAGUUAUAGUACAGUUACAUUCAAGGGGAUUUUUAUGCCACACACACACACACACAGUUACAAUUGAGUAUGUGUGUCUAUGUAUCAAUAAAAUCAUUUGAGAGAACAGUUAUUUUAGGGAUGGUCUUUUAUGACAGCUAUAAAUAACAAAAAUCAUUUCCCCCACAAUUUUGAUAUGGUUGAACAGUUAAAACACAUACAAUAUCUCAAUGCUACAUAAGGGUAACAGCCAUUCAUAGAGACUUUUAUGACAAGAACAUUAGAGGACACUGUGGUUCGUGAGACUGCACAGUGACAAGCCAACAAACAAACCUUUACAACAUAAUGAGCCAUACAAUGUGGGGGGAGGUGGCAGAGGCAUCACAAUUCACCAUCAGAACUUAAGAGAUGCAGUGUCGCUCAACCCGAACGGACUGAAGGGCCACGGUUAGGAGUCGUGAGCUCUCAUACAACACCUGGGCUGGGUUCACCAGCAUCACUUUGAGCCUGCUGUGGGACAUGGAGCUCAGAGAGACCUCUGGGUCCAACCAUAGCAUGCCCAGUGUAUGAGGGCCCAGAGGUUGGGCAGUGAGCAGGGACAGUUUGGCACUGGUUGGGUGGACUGAGUAGACAACACAAGACACAAGAGUUGAGAAAGUGGUUAUGAUAAGGAGCAGGGAGAUGCUGAACCCAAAAGAAAAACACCAAACCCCACAGUUCAACAUCUGUAGUAUCAGAUAAAAACUCUGGAAACAGGAUGAGAAUUACAGGGUCUCACUGUACAAUAUGUCAGCUGUGUGUAGAAAACAGAUGCAUUCUGUUGAUUAAUUAAAAAAUAUAAUAUAUUUAUACACUAUAUUUAUAUGCAGAUAUUUUUUUGUGCAGAGCUAAACACUUGUUUGGUAGUAAAAUGUGGACAUUUAUAUAUAUAUUUUUUGUCUUUAAAUAUACUAGCUUGAAUUACACUGCCUAUUUGAGAACUUCCUUCUCCAGAGAAAAUGACUUAAUAGGGUGAUAAGUGAGUUCGGCUUGCAGGUCUGCCAUCUCUUUCAUUAAACUCUUUUUCUAGUGGAAUGCCUAGAGUUUUUACAGAGAGAAAUAUAGAACCAUUAGUAUUACACCGUCUUAUGGUACAGAGAAUAGGACACUAUAAAACCAAAACAAAGGUGAAAACCUGGAUUACUUAAGUCCUGGCCUGGUUGUGGGUUUGGCAAAGAUCUAUAGUUUUUGUCAAAACAUCAGUGUCUGUAGAAUGACAAAUGAAAUGAAGAGGUUAGCUAGACAGAGUAUGUGUAAAAACAAUGCCAACAGCAAUGCACUCAAAAACACCUUUACCUAUACUGGUACAUGAAUAAUCAUGGGAUUUUACUGUACAAAAUGUUGCCUUGCUGCAAACAGGUCUUUUACAGUCAACUGACAAUCAAGGAUCCCAAUUCUACAGUGAGGUCUUUAGAAGAUCAAGCCAACGGCGCUGCCUGCGGGGCAGCGGAGUUUGACAGAAACACAGGACAUACUUUGCUCUAUCACAGAGGAGCAGUUCAAUUGCUUGAAUGUGUUUGUUUUUCUAGUUGUUCUUACAAAGCUUAAAAACUAUUUCAAUCACCGAGAUUUAAUUAUCUUUGUUUUAAAGUCAAUUACUUAAAUUCUUGCAAAAUAAUUAUUCAACUUCACGAGAAUCCUGAGUAACCGUGGAAAAAAUAGAUAUAAUCAAAAGAAAAAAACAUCCCUUCAUUGGAACAGCACUCCAUUGGAACAGCACUCCAUUGGAACAUCCCUCCAUUGGAACAGCACUCCAUUGGAACAUCCCUCCAUUGGAACAGCACUCCAUUGGAACAUCCCUCCAUUGGAACAGCACUCCAUUGGAACAGCACUCCAUUGGAACAGCACUCCAUUGGAACAGCACUCCAUUGGAACAGCACUCCAUUGGAACAGCACUCCAUUGGAACAGCACUCCAUUGGAACAGCACUCCAUUGGAACAGCACUCCAUUGGAACAGCACUCCAUUGGAACAACAGAGAACAUCUCAUCUCCGACAACAUUUCAAUGACUUGCGACCAAGCGUUCCUGAAGAAAACACACACACAUACACACGCUCACGCCAACUAAAUUAAACCAAUAAAAAAAAGAAGGAAACAUAAAAGGCAGGUGGUACACAUGAAUAAAAGGCAUCAAAAACGAUGCAGGUAUAAUGCUCAUUUUCAGUCAACAUCUCCACAACGUCUCUGUGACUGAGUCAGUGAUACAGUGUUUGGUGUCUCCAGCAAGGGGAGAGGACUGCACAGACCAACCUAGGGUCUGGACCAGGGGACUCAGUAAAGGUUCAGACAGGCACAUUUGAUAUAUAAAUCUAGAAUAUUCCUGACAGUGAGCCUGAAACAGUCUCAGUCUCUUGUUUCCACGUUUGAACUGUUCGCUUUGGUAACGGAUGUCAACCACGUCAAGGUGUUUUUUAUUUUCCUUUAUUUGAAAUCAUAGGAUUUGUUUUAGUACCGAAGGGAGAGUUAAGUGCUCUGCGUUCAAGGCAGCAUUACAGCCAGAUCACCAUGGGGGGCACAUCCAGACCCUUUUUCUCUCUUCCUCUCCACACCAGUGUCCUCAGCUCUGGUGUUUG
Messenger RNA from Oncorhynchus kisutch (coho salmon), 5884 nucleotides. RefSeq names its product cytochrome P450, family 2, subfamily R, polypeptide 1 (gene cyp2r1). Gene Ontology annotation, biological process: xenobiotic metabolic process. Gene Ontology annotation, cellular component: intracellular membrane-bounded organelle; cytoplasm. Bases 290 to 1816 code for a protein of 508 amino acids. The record is from RefSeq and is a predicted model, not a curated record. The transcript is spliced from 5 exons. Gene Ontology annotation, molecular function: oxidoreductase activity, acting on paired donors, with incorporation or reduction of molecular oxygen, reduced flavin or flavoprotein as one donor, and incorporation of one atom of oxygen; heme binding; iron ion binding. NCBI's taxonomy places the organism in Eukaryota, Metazoa, Chordata, Actinopteri, Salmoniformes, Salmonidae.